CCAAAUUGCCCACCGGAGCUGCUGAAGCGCCCUCUGGGUUCCGCCUCCAACAUGCGUUGCCACUGGUAACGCGGGGGAAAAGAGGAGGGACUCUAGUCAAAGGAGCCUAUGGGAGAGCGAAGAGACGCUGAGUGACACCGAGCCUCUGACCAAUCAGCGCCUUUGACCCGCCUGUGUCGCAUGCCCUGCCGCUGCCUAUAUAAACCACACUGACAACUUAGUAAUCCAGUCUGAUCGCGGGUCGUCUGGCUAAAGUAGGACUUUAAAGAAGCAAGAUAUCGACACAAGCAAACCCUCUCGCUUAAUUUAACACUGACAACAUGAAAGCAAUAAGCCCCGUGCGGUCCUUCCGGAAAAACAACGCGAAUUUAUCAGAGCACUCCUUGGGAAUCUCUCGGAGCAAGACCCCGGUGGACGACCCGCUCAGCCUGCUGUACAACAUGAACGACUGCUACUCCAAGCUGAAGGAGCUGGUGCCCAGCAUCCCCCAGAACAAGAACGUCAGCAAGAUGGAAAUCCUGCAGCAUGUCAUCGACUACAUCCUGGACCUGCAGAUCGCGCUGGACUCCAGUGUCGCACUAACCAGCCUGCAUCACCCCGCGCGGCCGGGGCAGGCUCCAUCCAGGACCCCUCUGACCACCCUCAACACAGAUAUCAGCAUCUUGUCGUUACAGUCCCCGGAGUUGCCAUCAGAGCUGAUGACAGAUGACAGCCGGACUCUGCAUCGUUAAAGCGGUGUUUGGUCAAGACGCAAAAAACACACACAGGACCUGGGGAGCAGGACCCCCCCCCCCACCCCACCCCCUCCACCCCACAC
This is a messenger RNA of Scomber japonicus (chub mackerel), 817 nucleotides long. It is a transcript of the gene id2a, whose product is annotated as inhibitor of DNA binding 2a. Lineage: Eukaryota; Metazoa; Chordata; Actinopteri; Scombriformes; Scombridae. Gene Ontology annotation, biological process: negative regulation of transcription by RNA polymerase II; circadian regulation of gene expression; cell differentiation. Gene Ontology annotation, cellular component: nucleus; cytoplasm. The record is from RefSeq and is a predicted model, not a curated record. The transcript is spliced from 3 exons. Gene Ontology annotation, molecular function: transcription regulator activity; protein dimerization activity. Bases 321 to 731 code for a protein of 136 amino acids.